CUGUCUCUGUGCGCCCUUUACGUCGUGCGUGAUUGCGUCACGGGCGGAAGGCUAUAAAAGCCUCGCCUCGCUGUCCUUUCGGUCUUUUGAGAGGCCUCCACAAAAUGGCGCCGAAAAGAGACAAGAAGCCGAAAAAAACAACUUGCAAGUAUAAUCUUGAUCUCACUCAUCCAGUAGAAGAUGGAAUAUUUGAUUCAGGAAACUUUGAACAAUUCUUGAAAGAAAAAGUUAAAGUCAACGGAAAAACAGGAAACCUGGGAAAUGUAGUUCACAUUGAACGCGUUAAGAACAAGAUCACAGUGACGUCUGAAAGACAAUUAUCAAAAAGAUACCUUAAGUAUCUCACUAAGAAGUACCUCAAGAAGAACAACCUUCGUGACUGGCUGCGUGUGGUGGCAUCUGACAAGGAGACCUAUGAACUGCGAUAUUUCCAGAUCAGCCACGAUGAUGAAGAAUCUGAAGCUGAGGAAUAAAAUUCCCUGUGCCUUCACUUUUUAUGACGAACAUACAGAGUGUACAAAUGAAACAUCUAUUUAUGAAAAUGAAUUAAUUUAUUACCAACUAAAGAACUUGUACACUGAAUUAAAACUUCAGGUCUCUGUGGGAGAUUGGGAUCUCUUGCACUUCCCAAACUGCAUUAAAAGGUUGUUUUAAUGAUC
Sceloporus undulatus (fence lizard) is the source of this 659-nucleotide messenger RNA. RefSeq names its product ribosomal protein L22 like 1 (gene RPL22L1). Lineage: Eukaryota; Metazoa; Chordata; Lepidosauria; Squamata; Phrynosomatidae. The transcript is spliced from 4 exons. The record is from RefSeq and is a predicted model, not a curated record. Gene Ontology annotation, molecular function: structural constituent of ribosome; RNA binding. Bases 105 to 473 code for a protein of 122 amino acids. Gene Ontology annotation, biological process: cytoplasmic translation. Gene Ontology annotation, cellular component: ribosome.